GUUCUCCGUCGCCGCCUGGUGGCGAGCGCCCGGGACCCGCAGGCGCUCGGGUGAGGCAGGAGGGAAGGCGCGGGGAACAAAGGUCCCUGCAGUGGAGGGGCGCCGCGUCUACCUCCGGAUGCUUUUGCCACGACUCCGUCUUGGCACCGGUCUUGCUGCCCUGGAAUGCAGUUUCCCAAACGCGGCGCUCACUCUGACUCCUCUCUGCUUUUAUCCGUCAGGUCUCAGGUCUUGCGGGUGGGAGUCGGCUGAAGGAGCUGCGUUAUAUGGUUGUGACACCACCGCCCCCCCCCCCCGGCCCCCAUUUUCAGGUCAUAACUUUCAUGCCUUUGGAAACGAGGGACCCAGAAGAGCCCUUACUGUAGGAGGAUUGUCGCCGUCAGACCUCUAAGGUCCAAAGAACCAAGGGGAGACAGAAUCCAGAUUGCUCCCUUAAAUCACAAGUAGUAUUGUUUUUUCCACCCUAGAGUCCGCCCCCCCGCCCCCACUUGUCUCAUAUAUUGAUCGGCCACUUUGCCACCGCGUUCCAAGGUUGGAGAGCGUCACAAUGCCCCACCGUCCCCAACUCUCAAGUGGCCGACAGUGGGCAGUCCAGAAGCUGGGACCAGACUUAUCUGCCCGAGGGCACAGUAGGAGGGACGGAGGGAUCUCCCAUGAGCUCCGAGGGCGAGGUGAGAACCAAUUGUGGGGAGGGGACCUUAUAACGGGGCAGUUAGGAACGGGCAGAGGUGCCCCCACCUCCAGCUUUCAACUCAGGCGAGGAAACUUCGAGACCUUCCCGUCCACACCUGAUUGACAGAAGGAAGCUGUCGCGGCCCAGAAGGCGAUUGUGGGUGUGCAGAGGUGGAGACAAAACCUAAAAGCAAGCAGAGCCGGCGAGGGCUUGCCGUCCUGGACGGUAGGGGUCUGCUUCUGGUGCCACCUACUCCAUCAGGCUGCUUGCUGGGUCCACCAAGCCUGACCCCUCCAGCCAGGAGGGGAUCACGGAGUGCGUCCCCCGCCCGGGCUGCUGUCUGCCGGAAGGGGGCUGGGAAGCCGGGAUCCCCGCGCGCCACUUCCCCGGCAGCGUCAGUUUCACCCAGGACUGGCUCGCGGUUCCCUCGUGGCUCUGCGCUGAGGUCCGCCUCCUCCCUUCCCUCCCCCAUCCCGCGCGCUGCCUCCGCCUCCUUCUUCUGCCUCCACCCUCAACCCCCAUCCCCGCCUGACGGGAGCUAGCCCUCAGUCCGCCCGAGCUCUGGUUGUGGGCGCCAGACAAGUCCAAGGCGCCUCCUCCCAAUAUGGACAGCCGCUACACCAGCACUGCGGGCAUCGGGGACUUGAACCAGCUGAGCGCUGCCAUCCCAGCCACGCGGGUGGAGGUGUCCGUGUCCUGCAGAAAUCUUCUUGACAGAGACACAUUUUCUAAAUCUGAUCCAAUUUGUGUCUUAUAUGUACAAGGAGUUGGAAAUAAAGAAUGGAGAGAGUUUGGAAGAACUGAAGUAAUUGAUAAUACUUUAAAUCCUGAUUUUGUAAGAAAGUUUAUUCUGGACUACUUUUUUGAAGAAAGAGAGAAUCUUCGUUUUGACUUGUAUGAUGUUGAUUCAAAGAGCCCCAACUUAUCCAAACAUGACUUUCUGGGACAAGUGUUUUGUACAUUGGGAGAGAUUGUUGGUUCACAGGGAAGUCGUCUGGAAAAACCAAUAGUAGGAAUUCCAGGGAAGAAAUGUGGUAUAAUCAUACUUACAGCAGAGGAAUUAAACUGUUGCAGGGAUGCUGUUUUGAUGCAAUUUUGUGCAAACAAAUUGGACAAGAAGGACUUCUUUGGAAAAUCAGAUCCUUUCCUUGUAUUUUAUCGAAGUAAUGAAGAUGGCAGUUUUACAAUUUGUCACAAGACAGAAGUUGUCAAAAACACUCUAAAUCCAGUAUGGCAAGCAUUUAAGAUCUCAGUCAGAGCAUUAUGUAAUGGAGACUAUGACAGAACAAUCAAAGUAGAGGUGUAUGACUGGGAUCGAGAUGGAAGUCAUGAUUUCAUUGGAGAAUUUACAACAAGCUAUAGGGAACUUUCUAGAGGGCAGUCACAAUUCAACGUAUAUGAGGUGGUGAAUCCCAAAAAGAAAGGAAAAAAGAAAAAAUAUACUAAUUCUGGAACAGUAACUUUACUCUCUUUCUUGGUAGAAACAGAAGUUUCAUUCCUUGACUACAUUAAGGGAGGGACGCAAAUCAAUUUCACAGUGGCUAUUGAUUUUACAGCAUCAAACGGCAACCCUGCCCAGCCCACUUCCCUCCACUACAUGAAUCCUUACCAACUGAAUGCCUAUGGUAUGGCACUAAAAGCAGUGGGAGAAAUUGUUCAAGAUUAUGACAGUGAUAAAAUGUUUCCAGCUCUAGGAUUUGGUGCAAAACUGCCUCCAGAUGGAAGGAUAUCUCACGAAUUUGCUUUGAAUGGGAAUCCUCAAAACCCCUACUGUGAUGGCAUUGAGGGGGUCAUGGAGGCUUAUUACAGGAGUCUGAAAUCUGUACAACUGUAUGGGCCCACCAACUUUGCUCCUGUAAUUAAUCAUGUAGCAAGAUAUGCUUCUUCUGUAAAGGAUGGCUCCCAGUAUUUUGUGCUUCUGAUUGUUACAGAUGGUGUUAUCUCAGAUAUGGCCCAGACUAAGGAGUCCAUAGUUAAUGCCUCAAAACUUCCAAUGUCAAUAAUUAUAGUAGGUGUUGGACCAGCAGAAUUUGAUGCAAUGAUCGAAUUGGAUGGAGAUGAUGUAAGAGUCUCCUCUAGAGGAAAAUACGCUGAAAGAGACAUUGUGCAGUUUGUGCCAUUCAGGGAUUAUAUUGACAGAAGUGGAAACCACAUACUGAGCAUGGCUAGAUUGGCUAAAGACGUCCUAGCUGAGAUCCCUGAGCAGUUUCUCUCCUAUAUGAGAGCCCGAGGAAUCAAGCCAUCACCUGCGCCUCCCCCAUACACCCCACCUACACAUGUGUUGCAGACUCAAAUAUGACUGCGCUCUGAAAUGCUAAUGUCAACUACAAAUCAGAACUGCUGAGUUAAUGCUUUGUGCCUGGUGCUCUGUAAUGAACCAGGCAAUGAGAUACUUUUCUCAGUUUGGUUUCAGCAGUUAAUGUGCUUUCUUGGAUCCAAAAUUAAAUCUCUUCCUAAACCAAAACUGUAAAUAUGGUUGUUGCAUGAGCAACAGAAAAAAUUGUUUAAAUGCUUGAAGCAAAGUACGGAUGUCUUCUCUAAAUCUUUCUUUCUUUCUUUUUUUUUUUUUUUUUU
Pongo pygmaeus (Bornean orangutan) is the source of this 3247-nucleotide messenger RNA. It is a transcript of the gene CPNE8, whose product is annotated as copine 8. The transcript is spliced from 20 exons. The coding region runs from base 1278 to 2972 and encodes 564 amino acids. The record is from RefSeq and is a predicted model, not a curated record. Gene Ontology annotation, cellular component: plasma membrane. Gene Ontology annotation, biological process: cellular response to calcium ion. Gene Ontology annotation, molecular function: calcium-dependent phospholipid binding. Lineage: Eukaryota; Metazoa; Chordata; Mammalia; Primates; Hominidae.